AUGUAUUCUGAGCACUCUGAGUCCUCCGACGAGGACACUUUACCCAUGCGGGAAAUCCCCACACUACGUGAGGUGACUAAAACCAGCGACUGGACUAGCACUCAAAUAGCGCUAGAAGCCGCUCUAGUCGCCCUUGACCUAAAAGGUUCGAUUAUACACGAACUGCGUGGAAAAGUCACGGCACUAGAUAACGAUUUAAGUCACCUGACAGCGUUAUUUAAGGAUAACUUUCCAGCAUGUCCUGCCGCAGGCCAGGCGAUCGCGCUAUUCGACACUGCAGCCAAACUAGAAUCAGCGGGCAUUAGCGCCAAACGGAUUAUAAUCUGGGGUAGUUUCCCCAAGCUCAAUUCUCCGAUUCAGGCAACCGAAACCCUCUUGAGAAGCCUUACAGCGCUAUCCCUACCCAAACCAAGCGGAGCGUCGUGGCUGAUGUCCAAAUCUAAGAAGACGAAGGUGGGCAUCCUUAUCACCUUCAACUCGGAAUCAGUGGUGGCAGACGCUCUCGCCCAAACCGAGAUCCUUAAAAGGGCAUGCAACCUUGUCCGGGGNCAGACAAGCCACUGCACACCCGAAACCCGCGGAAGAAAGCCCCAAAAGAAACAAUGGUGCCAGCGAUCCCAAACUCCGCUGUCUGCCGGUGAUCUCCCUCUCGCGCAUUGA
Messenger RNA from Echinostoma caproni, 660 nucleotides. NCBI's taxonomy places the organism in Eukaryota, Metazoa, Platyhelminthes, Trematoda, Plagiorchiida, Echinostomatidae. The record is from the annotation of a GenBank genome assembly.